This is a messenger RNA of Rotaria sordida, 564 nucleotides long. Lineage: Eukaryota; Metazoa; Rotifera; Eurotatoria; Philodinida; Philodinidae. The record is from the annotation of a GenBank genome assembly.
AUGUAUUUCAAAGUGUCUGUUAAUAUUCAAAUAGGUAAUAUACCACAAUGGAUUUCAAAUUCGUUAUUAAUUUCUGGUAUAAAUAAAGCAAAAAUUCCUGAUGCUGAUUUUUCUGGUGCAUCCGGGGAUGUUGGCCAUAUAGCAUGUCAAAUUGCACGUGCAAUGAAUGCAUAUAUUGUUGGAAUAUGUUCAACUCAAAGUAGAAUAAAAUUUAUUCCAUAUCUUAAUUUAGAUUUUCUUAAAUCAAAUCAAUCAAUUUAUUUAACAAUUGUUGGUAAUAAAAUAUCACGAAAUAUUUUAGGUGGUAUAAUAUCAUAUUUAUUUACUUCUAGAAUGAUUUUACGAUCAUUAAAAUCAAUAAUUGGUCUUGGACCACGUUAUUAUUAUAUUAAUUUAUCAUCUAAAAAAGAAAAUAUUGAUCAAAUAUUUUAUAUGUUUAAUAAAGGCAUUAUUAAAUCUGUAAUUGAUUCUAUUUUUCAAUUUAGUAAUCAUGUAAAACAAGCUUAUGAACGUUUAGAUACUAGUCGAGUUAAAGGAAAAGUUGUUACUGAUUUUGAUAAAUAA